Messenger RNA from Setaria italica (foxtail millet), 1575 nucleotides. RefSeq names its product 1-aminocyclopropane-1-carboxylate oxidase homolog 4. Lineage: Eukaryota; Viridiplantae; Streptophyta; Magnoliopsida; Poales; Poaceae. Bases 329 to 1447 code for a protein of 372 amino acids. The transcript has 2 exons. The record is from RefSeq and is a predicted model, not a curated record.
UCGUAUUGUGGAGGGGAGGAAGCGGACGACGGGCAACCACCUCCCCGCGCCCACGGCCCACCACCCCUCUCGCCGCCCGUGCUCCUCCGCGUCGCUGGCCGUUUCCCUCACGGCGGACUCGCCUCCCAUCGUCUUCCCGCGUCACAUCCGGCGGAUCCCAACCAAGGUUGCGUGCUCGCCUUUGGGACACCGCGCCCACGGUCCAUCAUCCCCGCACGCCGGAACAACCCGCCCAUCCCUCUCGCCGAACAGUCAUCUGCUCAUCUUCCCUUCCACGAAAAGCCCCAACUCCAAGCGACUCGAUCCGUCGAUCAUCCCAGCGGCGGCGAUGGCGUCCGCCUCCCUCCCGGCGCCGGCCCCCGGCCGCGCGGCGCUGCUCAAGGCCUUCGAUGAGUCCCGCACGGGGGUGCGCGGCCUCGUGGAGUCGGGCGUCUCCUCCGUCCCGGAGAUCUUCCGCCACCCGGACCCUUACGCUUCCAUCCCGCUCGCCCCGCCCGGCGCCUCCAUCCCCGUCGUCGACCUCUCCCUCCCCUUCCCCGACGCCGCCGCCGCCGCCGCCGAGGCCGCCCGCACCUGGGGCUUCUUCCACCUAGUCAACCACCACCGCGCCCUCCCGCAGCCCUCCACCGGCGACGACUACCCCGCGCGCGCCCUCGCCGCGGUGCGCGCCUUCAACGAGCUUCCCGCCGCCGAGCGCGCGCCCCACUACGGCCGCGCUGUGGACGGCGGGGUCAACUACUCCACCAACGUCGACCUGUACAACUCCCCGGCGGCCAGCUGGCGCGACACCAUCCAGGUCAUGCUGGGUCCCAACCGCCGCCCCGACCUCGCGUCCCGGAUCCCCGCCGUCUGCCGCGCCGAGCUGCUCGAGUGGGAGGUGCGCGCCACCGCCGCCGCGCGCGCCGUCAUGGGGCUCCUCUCCGAGGGGCUCGGGCUCGGGGCCGCCGCGCUGGAGGAGGCGUCCUGCCUCGAGGGGAAGGUCAUGGCGUGCCACUACUACCCGCACUGCCCCGAGCCGGAGCGCACCAUGGGCAUCGUCCCGCACACGGACCCCGGCGUGCUCACCGUGCUCGCGCAGGAUGAGAUCGGCGGCCUGCAGGUGAAGCACCAGGACCAGGACGGCAACGCAUGCUGGGUGGACGUCAAGCCCGUGCCCGGAGCGCUCGUCAUCAACGUCGGCGACCUCUUGCAGAUAAUGUCUAAUGACAAGUACCCGAGCGUCGAGCACCGGGUGACCAUGAACACGCACAAGGAACCCAGGGUUUCAAUCGCCGUCUUCUUCAGUCCUGGGAAGAGAGGGGACUCGAAUUUGUACGGACCAUUGCCAGGGCUGGUUUCUUCGGAGAACCCACCCAAGUACAAGAAUUUCACCAUGGAGAAGUUCUACGGGACCUUCUUCUCACGGGACCUUGCGAGCAAAGCUCUAAUUGAUCACUUCAAGAUGUAAUGUAGCCGAAAAAUUCAGACCUGUGUAGUGUAGAUGGGUACGUGGUUGCUGGUAAGGAAAUUGUUCUGCUUCAUAGUAGCAGUCAUAAACUCAUAAUAGAUUUAUAGAUUUGUCCUCCGUUUCGUUCU